This is a messenger RNA of Coprinopsis cinerea okayama7#130, 1233 nucleotides long. RefSeq names its product metallo-beta-lactamase superfamily protein. Bases 1 to 1233 code for a protein of 410 amino acids. Lineage: Eukaryota; Fungi; Basidiomycota; Agaricomycetes; Agaricales; Psathyrellaceae. Gene Ontology annotation, molecular function: transferase activity. The record is from RefSeq and is a predicted model, not a curated record. The transcript has 3 exons.
AUGUCAACUCAACCCCUGCCCCUAACUCGCGUUUCCAAAUUGACCCUGACGUUCCUUGUCGACAACACCAUCGAAUGGAUGACCAAACUCCCGCCAGGCUUCACUCACGAAAUCGUUCAUCACAUCCACGACUCGCCUCUCGAUGAGGAGAAAGGGGUUCCGCUCCUGAACUUUGACGACUUUUGCUGCGGGGCCCAUGGUUUUGCUGUCUUGCUCGAGACUGAGGUCGAUGGUGAAGAACACCGGGAAGGAGCUGAGGAGGCAAAGAUGAAGAAACACCUAACGCUUUUCGACACAGGUCCCGACUCGCUCUCCCUUGUUCGCAAUAUCCGGGGGCUACAAGUUCCCAUUACCGAAAUAGAGCGGGUCGUAACCUCGCACUGGCACUCGGACCAUACCGGCGGGUUACUUUCCUUCCUGAAACUUCGAAACGAAUGCGUAGAGAACAACGUCACUACGCCCCCGAGGAACUCUGCAGAUCCAAAGUCGUUCUCGGGCCAGCCUGCGCUAUCAAGUCCUGUACCACCCGUGAUUGUUGACGUCCAUCCUUCCCGACCGAUUCAGCGAGGUAUCGCACCUCCACCCUCUCAUAACGUCAUUUGCGCUAUCCCGGCGGACCCGUCUUUCGAGGAGAUCGUCGGCCUUGGAGCCACCUUGGAAAAACACAAGGACGGUCAUACAGUUGCCGGAGGGACGGUGUAUAUUAGUGGAGAGAUCCCUAGACUGACGGACUUUGAGGGCGGAUUGCUGGGGGGUGUGAGAUGGGUUGUUGAUGAAGAGGACAACAGUGUCGAGGGUGGGAAGGCGAAGGGAAAAUGGGUCUCGGAGCCUCACUUGAUGGAUGAACGCUACGCUGCAGUGGAUGUUGAGGGCAAGGGCCUGGUCGUGUUUAGCUCGUGCUCUCAUGCAGGAAUCAUCAACGUCGUGAAAGAUGCUGUUAAAACUUUCAAUCGGCCUAUUUAUAUGAUUGUGGGUGGCUUGCACCUGGCCUCAGCAGACCUCCAUCCCCGAAUCGAACCCACCGUCGAAUUCUUAUCCAAUUCACUCCGCCCAUCUCCAACCUAUAUUCUACCCAUGCAUUGUACCGGUUGGAAGGCAAAGGUAGCACUAGAAAAGGAGCUUGGGGAGGGAGUCGUCCCUGCUGGGGUUGGGCAUAAAGUAGAGAUUGUUGGAUCGAAGGAAGAGGGAGGUAGAGAGAGGUUGUGGGUUCAGAUUGUAGAGAGCUUGAAAUGA